AUGCUUCGUUGUUCUUCAUCACUGGUCAGGAAGAAAGUAUCUGUAAGAUUUAUAAGGCCCAUUUCGAAUUCAUUCAAUGAUCCAGACUUGUUCAGAACUAGAGCAUUUAUCAAUGGAGAGUGGAUAGAGAAGACCGAAUCCUUUGAGGUUAUCAAUCCAUCAACGCAGGAAGUGAUUGGGCAGAUCUCUAGUUGUGGCAAAGAAGACUAUCAGUUUGCAGUUAAGUCAGCUAAGGAAGCAUUCCAAAGAUACCGUUAUACAACACCUGGUGAAAGGUCCCAAAUCUUAUACAAUAUCUAUGAGCUAACUUGUACCAAUAGAGAGGAUCUCGCAAGGUUAGUUACGUUGGAAACGGGAAAACCUUAUCACAAUUCUCUUGGCGAAGUAGACUACACUGCAAGUACUUUCAAAUGGUUUGCUGAAGAAGCCAAUAGGAUAUAUGGAUCCCUACUCUCAGCUACCUCUUCAAUUGAUAGACAGAUGUUCCAUAUUAAAAGACCAUUGGGGGUAGUUGGGAUCAUGACUUCGUGGAACUCACCUAGUGCUAUGGUCGCUCGAAAACUGGCUCCGGCACUAGCAGCAGGAAAUGCAUGUAUAAUACGUCCAGCUCAUGAGACACCUCUGAGUGCACUGGCACUCUGCUGGUUAUGCGAACAAGCCGGUCUUCCUGCUGGUGUGUGUAACAUAUUGCCAACGAAAACUUCUAAAGAGGUUGGGAGAUACCUUUGUGAGAGUUCACAAGUUAAGAAGCUUUUCUACUCAGGGACCCCAGAUCUCGGGAAGUUAUUGCUGAAGCUAUGUGCAUCGGAGUGUGAAACCAUCAAAAAAUUCUCUAUGGAGCUUGGAGGUAAUGCACCAUUUAUUGUUAUGGAAGAUGCCGAAAUUGAUAGGGCUCUGGACGGCAUAAUCGACUUCAAGUUUGGUCAAUAUGCGCAAACUUGUGCUAACAGAAUUUUUGUUCAAGAAAAGAUCUAUGAUCUCUUCGCGACUAGACUCGCUGAACGUAUAGAAGAAGUAUUUCAUUUGGGCGACGGAUUUGAUCAAGGUGUAACCCAUGGCCCAUUGAUAAACACUCAUACGGUGGAGCAAGUUUCUGCCUUAGUUGGAAAGGCGAAACAAAGUGGUGCCCGUGUUCUCACUGGUGGCUCUAGAGCAAGCGCUCUUGGUCCUUUAUUUUACCGUCCCACAAUCCUGGCAGAUGUAGAUGCUUCUAUGGAGAUAUUUCAUAAGCAGCUUUUCGGACCUGUCGCAUCACUGAUUAAAUUCAAGGACACCAGCGAUGUGUUUCGAAUGGCUAACAAUGUGGAAUCUGCGCCAGCCGGAUUCUUGUAUACAAACAAUAUCAAGAAAGCUUAUCUCGUUGCUACGGAGUUGAAAGCCGGCAUGAUAGGCAUAAACACAUGCGAGAUCAGUAACAGCGCUAUCUCGUCAGCUGGAACUGGCCAAGGUGUUGCGAAAUUUGGAAUUGAAGAAUACACCGAAACCAAAUCGAUUGUAUUGGAGCCAUAG
This is a messenger RNA of Torulaspora delbrueckii, 1509 nucleotides long. Its product is annotated as NAD-dependent succinate-semialdehyde dehydrogenase. Lineage: Eukaryota; Fungi; Ascomycota; Saccharomycetes; Saccharomycetales; Saccharomycetaceae. The transcript has a single exon. The record is from RefSeq and is a predicted model, not a curated record. Gene Ontology annotation, molecular function: succinate-semialdehyde dehydrogenase (NAD+) activity. The coding region runs from base 1 to 1509 and encodes 502 amino acids.